GAGGCAGCAGGUGCUUUAGUAAGGAUGCUCUGAAGGGGACGCCUGCCUGUUGGAUAGAGAGCCACAGAGCAGGGAGGGAAACAGGCUGAGAAAGAGAGAGGGAGAGAGAAAGCCUAUUUCUGCGAUCACAAACACACACACACACACACACACACACACACACAUACAUGUAUACUGAGUAUCUCCAUCUCAUAAACUCAUCCCCUCUCAUCUCAGUCUCUCUCCAUUUCACAUACACCCAUACUUAUCGGCUGUCUAUCACACUCCCUGUCACACUCACACCACUCGCAAAUACACACGCGCACUCACUUUCUCCAUCUGUUACACAGGCACAAGCUCGGUCCACAGUACACAUACACCCAAACUCAUACACUCCUGUGUCUCACACACACACACACACUGUGGCUUCAGCUAUUUCUUAAGCACCGGCAUCUCUCACAUCCACAGCUGUGGAUAGAAGAUUUAAACCCGAAGCCAGCUAAAAGGAAAAGGACCAAAAAGCAAGUCGAUGGAGCACAGUCACAUCUUCGACAGUGUCUUCGACAACAGCACAGAGCUGUCCCGCGACUGUGCUCUAGGUUUCCUGCCUGUCAUCUAUUACAGCGCCCUACUCUGCCUUGGACUGCCAGCCAACAUCCUGACAGUCAUCAUCCUCUCCCAGCUGGUGUCACGGCGGCAGAAGUCCUCCUACAACUACCUGCUGGCCCUGGCGGCCGCGGACAUCCUGGUGCUCUUCCUCAUUGUCUUCGUCGACUUCCUCCUGGAGGACUUUGUGCUGAGACGCCCCCUGCCGCCCACCCUGGAUAAGGUCAUGCAGAUACUGGAGUUUUCCUCCAUCCACACCUCCAUCUGGAUCACUGUUCCCCUCACAAUAGACCGCUACAUUGCCGUGUGCCAUCCACUCAAAUACCAUACCGUCUCGUACCCGGCCCGUACACGCAAGGUCAUUGUCACUGUCUACUUCACCUGUCUGCUCACCAGUGUCCCUUACUUCUGGUGGCCUGACUUGUGGCAGGAGAAAUACAACAGUACCUCUGUGCACCAGAUCCUCGUGUGGGCUCACUGCGUGACCGUCUACCUGGUGCCCUGCUCCAUCUUCUUCGUGCUGAACUCCAUCAUCAUCCACAAGCUCCAGCGCCGCCGGAGCUGCUUCCGCCUGAGAGGGUACUCCACGGGCAAGACCACGGCCAUCCUCCUCACCAUCACCACCAUCUUCGCCAUCCUGUGGGCCCCCCGGGUGGUCAUGAUCCUCUAUCACCUCUAUGUGUCGCCCAUCGGUAAUCCCCGCCUGGUGCACCUGGUCACGGAUGUGGCCAACAUGCUGGCCCUGCUCAACACUGGCAUCAACUUCUUCCUCUACUGCUUCAUCAGCAAGCGUUUCCGGGGCAUGGCGGCCGCCAUGCUGAGGGCCUUCUUCCGUUGCCAGAAGCAGCCCAACCAAUUCUAUACCAACCACAACUUCUCCAUCACCAGCAGCCCAUGGAUCUCCCCUGCCAACUCCCACUGCAUCAAGAUGCUGGUGUACCAGUACGAUAAGAACGGCAAGCCAGUGCGCAUCUCCUCGUGAAGAGAGGGGGCUCCCCCUGCACACUCCCCCAGACCUCCGUGGAGGAUAGAAAAUAGUUCCUUUAGUUUGUAAAGGCACAAGAGUCAGCCCUGCCUUAGCCAUCAGGUGUUGCUAGAGGCUGGUGGUGUUUUACGUUGAGGAAGAAUGGAAUAUAAUGGUACAGAUUUAGAUGUGACUAUUUAUUCUGGACAGCUUUACGUAAAUUAGAUUUCUAUGAUCUUUUGUCCCAGUUAACAAAAAAAUCAAAUCCUUUCCGACAAGAGCACAGGGCCUGUUGCAGUUCAUCUAACAAUUGUAAAACAUCUCAGUGAAACAUGGUUGUGAGAGUUGUCUCUUUUUGCUCUCCUUAAAGAUGUUUAGAUGCCUGGUCAUCGUCAAGCCAUGAAACAGCGAGACACCUCCUUCUUAUGGUGCAGACAGGAUUGUUCCUUUUAUAUGACAGGUUUUAUGUGCCGGAUUUGUUCUUUGGAUGUGUGGGUUUCCACCACACUGUGCUCCCAGUAUCAGUUCAGUGAGAUUCACGCCUCAUUGAGGUGGAUAAUACAGUAGUCUAUUCACAGAGACUCAGGCCAGGGAAACUUGGAGCUACAUUACACUUUCAAUUCAGAAUUACAACCUUGUAAUAAAUGCAAGGACACCGUGAAAAUCAUUACCCACACCCUGAAGUUGGCUAAAUUAUUUAUUACAUCUACACAACUAUAUUUCAUAGAUGUUGUUAUUGAAUUGACAUAAACUUGAUUAUCUUCAAAAUCACAGAACUACAUAUUAAGCAUGUGUAGAAAAUAUGGAAACUAUGGUAUGUAAUCCAUAGUAAUACACAACUACAGCAACCUUAUUAACGCUUUAAAAAUAAUGGCUGCAGCUUUAAACAUAUACUGCCAUUCAUAUUUGUGAUUUGUAUUGUAGUAAUCUUUUGUCUGGGUUAUUUUUGACUGGAUCAUUGACCAAGGUCUUUGUUUAGGGAGUUAUCUUCCAUACAGAUGUUGGUAUUUACAUGUAGUUCACACACAGAUGUUUGUUUGAUUUAUUGCUGGGACCUAGAGUGCAAUAAGGCCCCAAAAUAUUGUAUGGUGUAUUAAGAUUUAUAAUACAAAUCCCAACAUUUAUUUUAAUGGAUACAGAGACUGAGGAGGAUAUAUUGCAUUGUACAUUUCUUCAUGCUAAUAGCAAUCCACAAUGUAUUUAUUUCUUUAUUUCUUAAUUUUGUAUUUAACAAGGAGGUUCAAGCUUAAAACAAAUAUUUAUUUUAAUAAAUAUGAAAACAUUAUUUAGGAGGACAUUUAACAGAUCGGAAGUUGAACUUGUACACGUGAGCCUUGGGGGCUGUAUCUUCAAAGAGUUCACGGCAGUUUUUAAUUAACUCCUAUUUGUUUGGUUGUAUUUUUUAAAAAUCUCCUUUAUAAAAACAGGAGUUAAGUAAAGACGGGUAAAAACUUUCAAAAUAUAGCCAUAUGUGUUUGUUUUAAUGUUGUUUAAAAAAAAGAUAUAUAUUAUGUUUUAUUUUAGAAUUUUAGACAGUAAUUAUACAAAAGUAAACAGGAAGUAGCAGGAAGUAGCAUUUGUUAUUUGGACUACAGAUAAGUGGGAUGGAACUUAUUUGGUUUCAAACAUUUAAGGCUUAUAAAAUGCGUCUAAUUUCCAGAUAAGGUGACACACCCUCAGUAUCAACCUUCAUUAGUUUGUAAAAUCAACAUAUGCAGUCCCUGUGGUAAUAAUUAGUACACAAUAACGAAGAGCAUGAUUGCGUUGGAUCUCUGUUACGUUAAAGGAAAGGGAGUAGUGAUGACUCCAGGGAAACACGGGAUACAUAGUUCUUUUGUUCCACUUACAACUGGGGUGAUUUGAUGACUAAAACUGUCUUCCUUUUCCGUAGCACCUGAUUUCUCAAGGGAUUCGAAAUGCUUCGUACAGUAAGUGAAAACACUGGGACAUCACCAGAAGACGCUAGAACCUUUUAACCUCAUCAGUGCCACAGGCUGCUUUCUAAUUGACUAUUAAUUACUUACUCUCAGAUAUUAAGAAUAUAGAAGGGAGAUAAAGCAAUACCUGUCGACUCGUCACUACAGCUUCUAAACACAGUUAAACUGUUUGCACUGUUAAAGGUGUUCUAGUUAUUUUCCUAGUUAUUUUCUUUUUUUUUUAAAAAUAUUUUCAGGGUAAAUUACCAGUAUCUUGACAUGUUUCAAAGAAAAAUACUUAAGAAGUUUGUCAAAAGGUUUGCUCACCUCAACUUGAAGGCAAUUCUUAAAGCAAACUUGUCUAAUAUAAAAAAACAGUUUAUCAAAUACUAAAAUAGUGAGCUAUCAGUUGAUCAAUUACUCAUCUUCAUCUUCAAAAUGUAAUUAAUGUAUGGAAGAAAGCAUUGCCAAAUGAUUUUCACCUCAGACUUGUUUGUCUGUUAUGCUAUUUAGAUUAGCACACAAAUUCCACACUUCAUUAACUUUCAAAGGAGGACCAGACCUCACCAUGGCAACCGCAAACUGGUGUGGCUGACGAGCAUCUACGUUGCCAUAGAAACCUCUCCAAAGUCAAGGCGUGACAAUGAGAAAGGAUAGGGGCCUUUCUGCCCAUAAUGACGUCAUCAGAUAAAGUCUUCAAAAAAAAAAAAGUGUUUGUUUGUUUAAAUCUCUUUCUCAGCUUUUUCGAAAAUAUUUUCCACACCAUUCCUGGUCCUGUACCCACAACUUAAUCUGCACGUAUGCGAACUCUUUGAACAAUAGCCACUGUCAAGAGCUGUCAAUGACAAUGAGAAGUCAUUAACACCAGGCCCAUAGGCAGUAAACACACACACACACACAUAGCAGAUCAAACUUGCACAACACAUGUUUUAUGAUCACGUCUUCAAAGUUUAUGACUGAGUGGUUUUUAAAGGUGGCCUAUCUAAUUUGAAUCUCAGACUGAGGGGAUCAGACAGACAUAGAUAUUACACAGACUGUCUGAAUUGGGAACUUCAGUUAAGAUGUUUUCUAUAAAGUUUCAGUGUUUCAGUUUUAUAAGUAUGUAUGGAUCUCACUGCUUGGGGACAGGGCUGGAUUUGUACCUGUUCAAAUAGGCCAUCUCAAGGGACAUGGUGCAAUAUGAAUUUAAAUGUCAUUGAAGGAAAAUGUAAAGCACAUGUAGGUACAGAAUGUGUGCCAGCAGCUGUAAUAUAUCAAAUAAGUGAUAUCUUAUAUCAUUAGCAUUAUAUGAAUGACUGAAUUUAUUUAUUUAAUUGUUUAUUUAUGCUGGAAGUCUUUAAAAGCAUAAAUGGUACAGAUAAAGUUAACCCAAGACACGACUUCAAAUUUAGCACAGAGAGACGAGCAAGAGGGCAUAAGUGGAAGCUGAGUAAAAGUACAUUUAGAACAGAAGGUAGGAAGCACUUUUUUAUAAAUGAAUGGAAAGUGAGUAGGAUCUAAAGCACUGGGAUAAUUUAAAAAAAUAAAAGGUGAGGCUGGUGUGCUAACAAGGGAUGAGCCUUGAUGGGCCGAAUGGCCUUUUCUCAUUCCCAAACUUUUCUAAUGUUCUUAUGUAAUAACACUGGUGCUAGUAACACUUACCCUCCACUUCUCUAUUAUUAGUAUAUUAGGUUUCUCUGGCCUGUAAGAUGAUUCUCUGCUACAAGAUAAACUGUGAGAGACAGGAAUAGACUGUUCUACCUGUCGCAUGAUCUCACUGAACACUACGACCACGUCUUUAAAAAUCUUGUUCAGAUAUGUCAAUGUUUUUUUAUUAAGUGCAAUAUAGAUUUUGUGAAAGGGUUUAAUAAUUCCCUUUAAUUGUUAUAACGUAUUGUCCUGAUAUGUGAUAUUUAUAAAGCCUUAGUUUAGGGACCCAUUAUAAGUGGUUAUCUAUAAACAUGUUAUUAAUUAACAGUAUUAGAUUAUGAUGAAAAAUAAUACAUAAUAAUAACACAAAAUGAAUAUAAAAAAGAUUUGCUUUUAUUAUAGG
Messenger RNA from Acipenser ruthenus (sterlet), 5497 nucleotides. RefSeq names its product G protein-coupled receptor 139 (gene gpr139). The transcript has 2 exons. Gene Ontology annotation, cellular component: membrane. Bases 509 to 1567 code for a protein of 352 amino acids. Gene Ontology annotation, molecular function: neuropeptide receptor activity. Lineage: Eukaryota; Metazoa; Chordata; Actinopteri; Acipenseriformes; Acipenseridae. The record is from RefSeq and is a predicted model, not a curated record. Gene Ontology annotation, biological process: G protein-coupled receptor signaling pathway.